Messenger RNA from Siniperca chuatsi (mandarin fish), 4298 nucleotides. RefSeq names its product nicalin (gene ncln). The transcript has 15 exons. Bases 136 to 1869 code for a protein of 577 amino acids. Lineage: Eukaryota; Metazoa; Chordata; Actinopteri; Centrarchiformes; Sinipercidae. The record is from RefSeq and is a predicted model, not a curated record. Gene Ontology annotation, biological process: regulation of signal transduction. Gene Ontology annotation, cellular component: endoplasmic reticulum membrane.
UGCUCCGGUUGCGGUUUGUUUGCGGUUGGCUAGCUAACGUUAGCUAAACUGGGUCCUCGGCUGUCAGUUGCUGAGAGCGGCGAUAGCUGAAAAUAGUAUUUCAUCCGUAGCUGUGCGUAGAAAACAAUCGCCACAAUGUUCGAGGAGGCUAGUGAAAUGUUUGAUAACAUGUUUAAAUCUUCGUUUCCCCUUACCUUCAUUGUGUUUAUCCCCGCGGUGCUGAUCCUGGUGUCACCGCUGCCGGCCGAGGCGGCACAUGAGUUCACGGUGUAUCGCAUGCAGCAGUACGACCUGCAGGGACAGCCUUACGGUACCAGGAAUGCCAUCCUGAACACAGAGGCCCGUACUGUGGAGGCAGAGGUACUAAGUCGUCGCUGUGUUAUCAUGCGGCUGGCAGACUUCUCCUAUGAGGAGUACCAGAAAGCCCUGCGCCAGUCAGCUGGGGCUGUGGUCAUAAUCCUGCCCAAGAACAUGUCUGCUGUGCCCCAGGACAUAGUGCAGCAGUUCAUGGAGCUGGAGCCAGAGAUGUUGGCUACUGAGACCAUUGUCCCCGUCUACUUUGCCAUGGAGGACGAUGAGCUGCUGUCCAUCUACACCCAAACCCUGACCUCCUCGUCCUCACAGGGCUCCUUAUCAGCAGCUGAAGUGCUGCUGCAUACGGCCACCGCCAACGGCUUCCAGAUGGUCACCAGUGGAGCUCAGAGUAAAGCUAUCAGUGACUGGGCCAUCACCAGUUUAGAGGGUCGUCUGGCUGGAGUUGGAGGAGAGGACCUGCCCACCAUUGUCGUGGUUGCUCACUACGACUCCUUUGGUGUUGCGCCAUGGCUGUCGUACGGAGCAGACUCAAACGGCAGUGGAGUGUCCAUGUUACUAGAGCUGGCUCGUCUCUUCUCGAAACUUUACACCUACAAGAGGACACACGCUGGGUACAACCUGCUGUUCUUUGUAUCUGGUGGGGGGAAGUUUAACUACCAGGGCACAAAACGUUGGCUGGAGGACAAUCUGGACCAUACAGACUCCAGUCUGCUGCAGGACAAUGUAGCCUUUGUGUUGUGUCUGGACACUUUGGGGAACGGAGACUCUCUGCACCUCCAUGUCUCCAAACCUCCUAAAGAGGCAACUCCUCAGUAUUCUCUGCUCAAGGAGCUGGAGAUGGUGGUUGCUAGUCAGUACCCAGAGGUCAAGUUCUCCAUGGUCCACAAGAAAAUCAACCUGGCGGACGACAUGCUGGCCUGGGAGCACGAGCGCUUCGGGAUCCGCCGGCUGCCGGCCUUCACGCUGUCCCAUCUGCCCUCCCACCGCCUGGCACAGCGCUCCAGCAUCAUGGACGUGCGGUCAGUGUCCCCCUCCUCUCGCCACGGAGCGGGAGAGCCCCCUGCUGGGCCUCAUGUAGAUGUGAAGAAACUCAACAGGAACACCAAGGUGGUAGCAGAGGCACUGGCCAGGGUCAUCUACAACCUCACUGAGAAGGGGGCUCCUGGAGACCUGCAGAUCUUCACCGAACAAAUGCAGGUUCAGGAGGAGCAGCUAUCAGCGGUGGUGGACUGGCUCACAGCGCAACCCCGAGCCGCUCAGCUGGUGGACAAAGACAGCAGCGUGGUGUCCACUCUGGAGUAUCACCUUGGACACUACCUCAAGGAUGUCAAGAGACACUACGUCAAAGCUGACAAAAGGGAUCCAGAGUUUGUAUUCUACGACCAGCUGAAGCAGACUAUGAAUGCUUACAGAGUGAAACCUGCUAUUUUUGACUUGUUGCUGGCCCUCUGCAUUGCAGCCUACUUAGGGAUGAUGUAUCUGGCUAUUCAGAACUUUGGAGUCCUGUACAGUGUUGUCCGUAGAAUCACCCAACCCAAGAUGAAGGCCCAUUAAGGUGCACAUCACUGUUUUAUUUUUCCAGAUCCCACCCUUUUCCUCAAAUCAAGAAACUUUAGCCAGUAAGAACACAGAAGCUGGGCCGAGCUGCUGUUCUCAUGAUGGUUUUCAAACCAGCAGAAUCACUUCCAUGUUCUUCAUCCUGAUCCACAAACUAUGAUGUCAGAUCCUGUCCUGCUGCCAACUUAAUCCAUUUGGUCUCAUGGACCAGAAUAAUCAGGAAUCAUUUUUCACUCUCCCUGUCUUCAUCAACACAGAUGUCUUGUCAUUCAUUUAUGAUAAUCCCUCUUGUGAGGGAUGUAAAGCAUUUGUCCACGCCUCUGAGAUCUAGAUGAGAUUAACUGAUCGCUCUUCAUCCCCUCCUCUCGGUAUACUGUACGAGUGAUCAUUCUGCCAAACUGACGUCAUGUGUUGUCUCAGGCAGCUACAGGGAGAAACUGACCACACAGAGUUUAGCCCAGAUAUUUCUUUUGUCGAGAGAUGUGUUCACCAACCUUGUUGUAAAGGUUAAGUUCACAUUUUUUCAAUCUGCCUUAAUACAAUACUCACUUUCCCAUAAAAACUUUGAGUUAUUGGUCACUGUAAUCAUUCUUUGUCUCCAUACUGACUGUGUAGAGACCCCCUGCCUCUGAGUUAAAAGUUAAGACUUUUUGGUAUGAAACUCCCUCUGUGUCUCACUGUCCAUCCCCCACAGCUCAUCAAGGAAUCACUGUCCGUGAAAACACAAAGGAAAUUUUAUACUAAAAAGACUAACAUUAGAAGAUACCCACUUGGUUAGCUCAGACUGCUGAAGCCUCCAUUUUAGCUUCACUUAAGAAUGCAUUGUUGCACAGAAAGAACUGUGGAUUUUGUCUUCUAUCUCUUAAGGGCUGCAACUAAACAUUAUUUUCAUUAUCAACUGAUCUGUUGAUUAGUUUUUCGAUUAGACUAUAAAAUGUCUGAAAAUGUUUUGGGUUUUUUUAUUAGCCCAUCGCAGGCAUUCAAAUUGCAUCUUCUGUCAGAUUAACAGUCCAAAAGACAAAAAAAUCCAUCAAUAUAAAACAUACAAAGGCAACAAAUCACAUUAAAAAAAAAGCUGGAACCAGCAAAUGUUCGGCAUUUGGGCUUGAUAAAUGGCUUAAACGAUUAUCAAAAUAUUUGGUGAAUGAUUUUCUGUCGACCGAUUUAAUCGUCAGUGUAGUUGUGCUAGAAAGGGGAGCUCCUCAGAGCCAGGAUGGAGAGGAGGAAUGAUCACAGUGGCCAAUAACUUUCAGUGUACAUCUGGGCAUAUGAGUAUUGUGUUGAGACAGAGAAAUCUGAACUUCUCCUUUAAAUACUCAGUGAAAAUGACUCCUAACACAAAUAUCGUUUACGGAUAAGGUGAGUUGUCUAAAUAAAAUGUGAAGUAGUGUUUAGAUAGUCUCGAUUCCAUUGCCUUGGUAAGGAAUUUAUUAAAAGAAGCAUUCAGUUGAAUGGAAAUAAAUCCUUGCCACAUAAUUAUUGUAUGUAUUAAUCUCCCCCUUUCUCCCCAUCUAAUAUAUUUAGAAAUUUAAAACUGAUCUCACCUUGAAAGUUUCCUUCGUGCUUUUUGUAUCACCCUUUUCUGUAGUCGGGGUUUGUUUCCUGUUGCUGUGUGACCUGGUGUCUUAUUUUUACUGCUCACGUGUUUAAAAAAAAAAAAAAUCCUGAAUUGAUUUAAAAAGUCAUGCUGGUGAAGUACACAUCAUCUGAAAGCUCAUGUUAAAAAAGGUCACAUGCAACAAACAUGGUUUUUUUUUGUUUUUUUUUACCUAAUCAGAGCACAUGUGUGUUUAGUGUGUAAAGAGUACAAUGACAACACAUCAUGAAACUCCCUCUUUACUCCUUUUUAUCAGUAGAAAAUGUGCUGAAUUUGACCUUUUGCCGAAUACAGCAAUAAUGUGAUUUGACUUAAUCAGACAUUUUUAAAGCUGUGUUAAGAUUUUGGUCAAGCCAGCACUGCAGUAUUUAUACACUGGAUGUCUUAAAAUGGGCAAUAAUACAAAGGGUGUUGGAUUAAAUGGGAAAAAUAUCUUACACACACCUAAUUUCAUAAGAUAUUGGUGUGUGUAAAAUUAAUACUGCAGUGCUUCCUCGACCUUUUCUCUGCCCUGGUCUUGCCUUGUUGUGGGUGAAUGGUGUUUAUUUGACAUUAUGUAUUUUCCAUGUGUUACUGCAUGACCUGUGACACCCCCCUCGUUGCCAUGGUAACAAUGACCAGAUUUCUUUAUUUACCAACAUGAGGGAAAUACUGUGUGGUACAUAUGAAUUUUUAAUUUAUUGAAACAGUUUCAUUUUUGCACUGAAAUGAUGAACUCUCCUCUGGUCUGAACUCUGUUUCAUGUCAUCCACAACACUUGAUCUUUGCAAUGAAAAUGGUAUCAGUUGUGAUUUAAAAAAAUAAAAUAAAAGAAAUCACAAGGAACAAG